UAGAGAGAGAGCGACGUGAGAGAAUGAUGAGAUGAGAGAGAUUGUAUAGAGAGUGAGAGAAUGAUAAGAGGGAGAGAAGAGAGAUGAGAUUGUAUAGAGAGUGAGAGAACGACGUGAGAGUCAGAGUCAAACAAGCGUCACGCCCUCCCCUGCGAUGUCGCAAUCGCAGCAGACGAGCGGCAUGGAGUCCAACAACGUCCUACCGGCCAAGUUCCCGGAACUGAAGAAUGACGCGUUCCUGAAGGCGGCGCGUGGAGAGCAGACGGACUUCGUGCCCGUGUGGUGCAUGCGGCAAGCGGGGAGGUACCUUCCAGAAUUCCGCGAGACGCGGGCCGGGCAAGACUUCUUCGAGACGUGUCGGAACCCCGAGCUCUGCUGCAAGCUGACUCUGCAGCCGAUCCAGAGAUUUGCGCUCGACGCCGCCAUCAUCUUCUCCGACAUCUUGGUGGUGCCGCAGGCGAUGGGCAUGGAGGUGGUGAUGACCCCGGGGAAGGGCCCCACCUUCCCGCAGCCGCUGGCCGACCCCGCCGAGCUGUCGCGUCUCCGCGAGCACGUGGACGUGCAGCAGCACCUGGGCUACGUGUUCCGCGCGAUCACGCUCACGCGGCACCGCCUGGAGGGCCGCGUGCCCCUCAUCGGCUUCUCCGGGGCCCCCUGGACGCUGAUGACGUACAUGAUCGAGGGCGGAGGCUCCCCCACGCAGUCGCGAGCUAAGCGGUGGCUCUACCAGCACCCGGAGGCGAGCCACCGCCUCCUCUCGUCGCUCACCUGCGUCAUCGUCGAGUACCUGGUGGGCCAGGUGGCCGCCGGGGCACAGGCUCUGCAGGUGUUUGAGUCUCACGCCGGCUGCCUGGGCCCGGCUCAGUUCUCCGAGUUUUCGCUGCCGUACCUGCGGGAGAUCGCCACGCGCGUCAAGCAGGGCCUGCGUGACGCGGGCCUCGAGCUCGUCCCCAUGAUCGUGUUUGCGAAGGACGGACACUUCGCGCUCAAGGAUCUCGCCAACUCCGGCUACGAGGUGGUCGGCCUGGACUGGACCGUCAGCCCCAAGCUGGCACGGCAGCAGACGGGAGACGAGGUGACGUUGCAGGGAAAUCUGGAUCCCUGCGCACUCUACUCGCCCAAGGAGCGGCUGAGCGAGCUGGCGGGGGAGAUGGUGCGCGCGUUUGGAACGCGUCGCUACAUCGCCAACCUGGGCCACGGCAUCUACCCGGACAUGGAGCCCGAGCACCUGGGAGCCUUCGUGGACGCCGUUCACCAGCACUCGCGCAGCAUCAACGCCGCGUGAACGCCGCGUGAACACACGUGAACGCGCGUGAACACGCCCACCCACGCGUGAACACGCCCACCCACACGUGAACACGCGUGAACACACGUGAGCAUGCGUGAACACGUGUGAACACGUGAACGCACGUGAACGCACGUGAACACGCCCUCCCACGCGUGGGUUAGAUCACGUAAAAUAUGAAUGUGUCGUUAGACCCUCCACCACCCGAAACAGCCAAUCAAAUCAAGGUUUGUCACGUGAAACAAAACGGAGCAAAUUCGUUACUAGUUCAGCACUGGCCGUUUGUGUGCUGGAGAGUUAAACCCACGGCGACAUUUUACAAUUCCGAGUACGACGUUUCGGCCGGUGGUGGCGGGUUUAACGACACGUUGAUGUUUACGCGAUCUAACCCCCCCCCCCCCCCAAAAAAACCCCUACUAGAUGAAAACCACGCCGGUUUUGCUUUUGACAAUCGAAACGCGCUAGAGGGCGGUGCGCCAAUGCGGUGGUGUUGUCCUGAGAUUAACUUCUAAUGGGUGAGGUGGGGGGCGGGGGGGACCCUCUAUAACUACCGCUUUGUACCAUGACAUUGAAAUAAAUGCACUCAAUUUGGUGCGAGAGCUGC
Lethenteron reissneri (Far Eastern brook lamprey) is the source of this 1889-nucleotide messenger RNA. RefSeq names its product uroporphyrinogen decarboxylase (gene UROD). Gene Ontology annotation, biological process: heme biosynthetic process. Gene Ontology annotation, cellular component: cytosol. NCBI's taxonomy places the organism in Eukaryota, Metazoa, Chordata, Hyperoartia, Petromyzontiformes, Petromyzontidae. The record is from RefSeq and is a predicted model, not a curated record. Gene Ontology annotation, molecular function: uroporphyrinogen decarboxylase activity.